AUGGGUGAGAAAAAUGAGAAAAAGAAUGAUGGUGAGAAGAAGGCGGCCGACGGCGGUGGCGGAAAGAAAGACGACGGCUCCACCACCGUCGUGUUGAAGCUGGACUUGCAUUGCGAAGGCUGUGCGAAGAAAGUCAAACGCAUCGUUCGUCAUUUUGAAGGUGUUGAGAAUGUGAAAGCAGACUGGGAAAACGGCAAACUGACAGUGACGGGGAAGGUGGAUCCCUCAUGGCUCCACGAGAGAGUUGAAUACAAGACAAAGAAGAAGGUAAUGCUAGUUUCGCCUCAGUCGAAGAAGGAUGGUGGUGGUGGUGGUGGUGGUGACAAGAAGUCGGAGGAAAAAUCUGAAAAGAAAGCAGAAGAAAAGAAGACCGAGGAUAAAAAACCAAAAGAGCCCGUGGCGAGUACGGUGGUUAUGAAGAUUAAACUGCACUGUGACGGAUGCGCACAUAAGAUAAAACGGACCAUAUCAAAAAAUAUUGAUGGGGUAAACUCAGUAUCAACGGAUUUACAAAAGGAUUUGGUAACAGUUAUUGGGACAAUGGACGUGAAGCAUCUCACUGUGUACUUGAAAGAGAAACUACAGAGGGGGGUAGAAAUUAUCCCUCCAAAGAAAGCUGAAGGCAGCGGAGACAAGAAGGAGAAAGAAGGCGGUGGUGGCGAGAAGAAAGAGGAUGCCAAAGCCGCCACCGGUGGUGGAGAAGGAAGCAAAAGUGAGGAGAAGAAAGUCGAGAUCAACAAAAUGGAGUUCCCUGGGUACAAUCCAGAAACACACUAUGCUGUGCCUAUGUACAAUCAAAGUUAUGCAAAUCAAGGCUAUGGUGUACCAAUGUACCACCACCAAGAUUAUGCUUAUACUGAUCAUGCGGCACAUUAUGCACCAGGGCCGCCGCCACCGACUUACUUGCACGAAACUGAUCAAAUGUUCAGCGAUGAAAAUCCUAAUGCUUGCUUCAUCAUGUGA
Messenger RNA from Fraxinus pennsylvanica, 963 nucleotides. NCBI's taxonomy places the organism in Eukaryota, Viridiplantae, Streptophyta, Magnoliopsida, Lamiales, Oleaceae. The record is from the annotation of a GenBank genome assembly.